GGAAAUAAACCAAUCACAACAUGUUUUUCGUCACGUAACCCCACUUAACCUCACAUUCUUGAUAUGACAUAGGAGAUUGAACCGUUCGCCACGCUAUCGGAAAAGCUCCGUCCACCACCACAUUUCUCUCUCUCUCUGCUCAACCGAUCGACCACACCACCUUUCUCUCUCUCUCUCUCUCUCUCUCUCUCUCUCUCUCUUCUCUGCUCUGCUCGACCAGUCCACCACCACCUUAGGUUUUUGAAAAAUUUUGAUUUGGGAAAUCUAUAACAGGGCUAGACGAGGAGGUUUUUGGUUGAUAGAGCAAGUAUUGAGAAUGUGAGGCCCUCUAAUAUUCCUGGCUCCGUCACUGCUCGCAUGUUUGGUGUAUUUGAUUUGCAUUCAAAGGAAUUCACUUGGCUUAUUCUCUUCUUCUGAGUUCUGAAUCAGAUAUAAAUGGCUUCCAUUGAUGUUAUCAAAUCUUGCAUCGAUUCCAUUAGACAGAUAUCAGAGCAUAUUGAAGGUGGUAUUGUUUAUUUAGAUGCUGGAGUUACAGAGAGUUUCCAAUUUAUUGGGGCAUAUCCUGUACUUCUUGAAAUUGGAGCACGAGCUGUCUGCAGUUUGGAAAACAUGAGUGUACUCGAUGCGGUGGGUGAUUGGAACUCAAAUUCUGAUCCUGCAAGAAAAUUUGUGGUUAUCACAUCACGUCUACUAAGUGAUGCACAUCGAUAUAUUUUGCGUUGCCUGACGUCACAUCAAGUUGUUCGUCAUUGCAUUAUAUUCACAUCUAUCUCUGAGAUGUCUCAUUCAGUGUUUCCUGAUUCACCUCUGGGACCAGACGCAUAUCAUGAAUAUGAAUCUUUACUGGUUCAAGAUUAUGAAGAGCUAAGUAAGAAAUCUGGGAAAAAACCUGGGCAGAUUGGUAGCCUUUUACACGAAAAACUUAACUUUGAAGAUGGAGGCCGCUUGCAGUUUCCUUCCAGUGGAGAGGAUGUUCCUCAUCUUGUAGCCAGUUCAAGUGGAAGAAAUUUUUUUGAACACAAUCCAUUAGACAAUAUUGCAGAUACAGUGCAGAAAUUGGCCAUUUCUGUUCACCAUUUUCCCAUGAUUUUAUGUCCCAUUUCACCAAGAGCAUUUGUUCUUCCUUCAGAAGGAUUGGUUGCUGAAUCAUACUUAUCAGCUGAACAUGAAGAUUCCAUUAGUCCUGGUUUGCCUCCCUUGAGUACUGGCUUGCUCUCUGAUACUGAUGAUGUGCCUCCUGGGGCAACUCUUACAGCACACUUUCUCUACCAUUUGGCAGCCAAGAUGGACUUGAAAAUGGAAAUAUUCUCCCUCGGUGAUAUGUCAAAAACUGUUGGCAAAAUUUUGAUAGACAUGUCAAGUCUUUAUGACAUAGGCCGCCGUAAACGGUCUGCAGGGCUUUUACUCAUUGAUCGCACACUUGAUCUUCUCACUCCUUGUUGUCACGGGGACUCACUUAUUGACCGUAUAUUUUCUGCUUUGCCCCGUAGAGAAAGAACAACCUCCCAAGUUGGUUCAGGAAGCCAGCUCAAACUUGGUACUUCUUACCUUCAACGUGCUCCUUUAGAUGUUCAGAUACCACUUGAAAAGAUCCUUAAUGAAGAAGAUUCAAAAAUAGACAAUUUUCGGCUUUUAGAAAGUGUUGAAGCUUUUUUAUGCGGGUGGAACUCUGGUGAGUCUGAUUCUCAGGUUGCAGACUUGAUUAAUCUUAGUCAGAAAAUUCAUGACAAGCCUAGUCACUCUGGAGUAGAUAUACUCACCGGGUCUUUUGUCUCCUCUGAUAAUUUUCGUGGCAUGCCAUUCUUGGAAGCUAUACUAGAUAGAAGAACAAAAGAAGGGGCCUUACUAGUAAAGAAAUGGCUACAAGAAACUUUGCGCAGGGAAAAUGUUACUGUGAAUGUGAAAUCUCGUCCUUCUGUUGUUACAACACCUGAGUUGCAAGCCAUGAUCAAAGCAUUGUCCAGGAGCCAAUCAUCUUUGCUAAGGAACAAAGGAAUUAUCCAAUUAGCAUCAGCCACAUUAUCAGCUCUUGAGGAAUCAAAUUGCACCAAAUGGGAUGCAUUUAGCAGUGCAGUGAAAAUUCUAAGUGUAAGCUCUGGAGAAACCAGUCAAAGUCUUGCCGCUCAAAUUGGUGAUCUCAUAAAUAAGAGUGCUCUGUUUGGAUCACACAUAAAUAAAGGGAAAAGGGAUGUCUUAAAGGGGUUGAUUUCUUUGCAAGAUGCUUUACUGUUGAUGAUCAUCGGAUAUAUUUUGGCAGGUGAGAACUUUCCAACAUCUGGUUCUGAUGGGCCAUUUUCUUGGCAAGAGGAACGUCUGUUAAAAGAAGCCGUUGUAGAUGCUCUUCUAGAAAACUCAUCUGCAGUAAAUCUGAAGUUUCUAGAUGGACUAAAGAAAGAGCUUGAAGCUAAUGUAAGCAAGUUAAAAUCAGAGGAAGCUACUGAAGAGCUAGAUAUUGAUGAUUUUGACGAUGAUCAGUGGGGCAAAUGGGGUGAUGAAGAUGGUGAGGAUGAUAAUAAAAAUGAACAAGUAUAUGAUGACAUGCAACUAAAGCUGGAGUUGCGUGAUAGGGUGGAUAACUUCUUCAAAUUUCUUCAUAAGUUAUCUAAUCUGAAAAGAAAGAAUCUACCAUUGAGGGAUGGUUCAUUGACUGUGGAAGGCAAUUUUGAUGAGGAUACCUAUGUAGGAAAAGGGUUGAUUUAUAAGCUACUAACAAGGGUGCUGGGCAAGUACGAUGUGCAUGGGUUAGAAUAUCAUUCUUCCACUGUGGGGCGCCUGUUUAAGAGUGGGUUCGGAAGAUUUGGCCUUGGUCAGGCUAAACCAAGUCUUGCUGAUCAAAAUGUCAUUUUGGUGUUUGUCAUUGGGGGCAUUAAUGGACUCGAGGUGCGUGAAGCUCUUGAGGCAUUGGCUGAAAGCGGAAGACCUGAUAUAGAGUUGCUUGUUGGUGGAACCACUCUUCUUACUCCUGAUGACAUGCUCGAUUUACUGCUUGGGGACUCAAGUUAUUUUUAGUACGGGAACUUAUGUUAACUGAGAUCAUUACAAAGAAUGGUACUUACGAUGCAAUGAACAUGGAAGUAAUAACCAAGCAACUUGAGCCUGUGUUUCUGAAUCAAUCUUGUUGCGAGAAACCGAUCAAUGAGGUUUACAGUAAAGGUCAAGAGUGUCUCGAUCAAUGUUGAAAUUGUCAUUACAAAAAUUAUUUAUUUCAAAUGCGAUUAUAGCAGGAUCAUGAUAAGGAGUUCUAGAUAUCCAUCACAUUGUAUGUAUCCUAUCAUUCAACAAUGUUUUGAUUGAAAGGACUGAGAUGAGAAUGUCCUCAAAUAUAGAAAUGUGCAAGAUGCCGAUGCCAUGAGACUAACCUCCACAAGCCAAUCAAUCAGAAUUCCGCGCAUCCUUGGAGAAAUAUCUUGCUUCAACUUCUCCAUGUAAUUGGUUGAUAGUCUCUUUUCAAGCUGUAGAGAGUUCAACAAUCUUUUUGUAGUGAACCUAAUUAUUCUGCUAUAUUCUUAACACAAAAAUAUUAUUA
This is a messenger RNA of Trifolium pratense (red clover), 3526 nucleotides long. Its product is annotated as sec1 family domain-containing protein MIP3. Gene Ontology annotation, biological process: intracellular protein transport; vesicle-mediated transport. The coding region runs from base 436 to 3009 and encodes 857 amino acids. NCBI's taxonomy places the organism in Eukaryota, Viridiplantae, Streptophyta, Magnoliopsida, Fabales, Fabaceae. The record is from RefSeq and is a predicted model, not a curated record. The transcript has 8 exons.